Carassius auratus (goldfish) is the source of this 4854-nucleotide messenger RNA. Its product is annotated as neurturin-like. Bases 1502 to 2173 code for a protein of 223 amino acids. The transcript has 3 exons. The record is from RefSeq and is a predicted model, not a curated record. Gene Ontology annotation, molecular function: receptor tyrosine kinase binding; glial cell-derived neurotrophic factor receptor binding; growth factor activity. Lineage: Eukaryota; Metazoa; Chordata; Actinopteri; Cypriniformes; Cyprinidae.
ACAUAUUUCCUCAUGAGUUGUGAACGCCUUUAAAAGUCUGGUAUGGUGUGUGUGAUCUGUUCAGAUUUGAAAAGUCAUGUUUAUUCCAGCCUUUAGGGAUUUAGAACAACCCCAAACCACAAUGUUUAAGGAAUAUCAAUGCAGCUCGGCACAACAAUUGAGAAAUAAACAAAUUAGCAUGACUUUGGCAGGACUUUAGAGUUUUGUUUACAUCUCUCAUAGAGCGAUAUCCAGACUGUAGGUAAAUGUCCACAGCGGACAGGGGGUGGAGCUGGUGUGUGUGGUUUAAUGCCAUCCGCCCUCACAAUACCCCACCGCACACCCUCCCUCUCCUCCAGUCAGACAGCCCUUUCUCCAGCUCUCCAGCAGCACAGAAACUCAUCUCUAACGCCACAGUGCUGCUCUCGAUGUCAGACAGUCUCCUCUCGUGGAGUGGAAAUCAACACUGUUUAAUUCAGUUCAGUUGUCAGUGUUGCUUCAGUGCGUGGCACACCAAUCCUCCGGGACACGUCAGACAGGUCCUUGACUCUGGAACCAAAAUCUCCAUCCGUAAGGAGGCGUGGGGCCCACUUGGCGUAUUUGGAGAUUAACCACUAAAGAGUGCUGGGAUUCGAUCAGGAGGUGUUCACGCAGAAGGACGGUUCGUGGCAACAUGCGUGCGCUCCUCUCAGAGAGAGCAUGAUGGGAUUUUGGCUUCUGUAGGGACUUGCAGUCAGCUUUUCUUCACUUUUAUGAAUCAUUACAGAGGAAUCUGUUGGAUAAACAUCUGUUUGAAGCUGUUUUCCAAGUGAUUACUUCUUUCGGAGUUGUGUACAUAAAGGAUGUAAGACAAGAACCUGCACAGUAAACAUUUAAAAGACUGCACAUCAACAGCUGCUUAUGUCAACAAGUGCUUCCAAAUUCUUUAAACAUAUAUGUGUGUGUGUGUAUGUGUGUGUGUGUGUGUGUGUGUGGGUGUGUGUGUAUUUUAAUGAGUGAUAGUUUGCAGGUCUUUUGAGAUGGUUGGCAUAUCCUUCAAUUAUUCGUUUUUGUGUGAAAGUGUAAUGCUGGCUGGGAGAACAGCUAAUGGGUUUCUAUUCGCAGCGCUCAUUGUUUAAGGCUGGUUGCUCAUCACCGUACACAUUGAGAGGACAUUUUUCUAUAUUUAUUUUUUUCCACACUCCUUUUUUGCGGCUGGUUACUUCAACAGUGCAGAUUGCGAGAACUUUAUCUCCCUCUUUUCCUGUUUUGGCAAAAAGUCUCCAAAGUUGAAUGCAGUAUGAGGAUAUUUGGACAUUUUUACACCUUUGGCAUCCCUGGAUUUCUGGAGGAAUGCAGUGCGUACCCUGGACGAGCCUCUGAUUUUUCAUAAACAGAAACUACAGCACUCCUUUACUCUUCUAAAGAGAAAGGGUUGGAAUAUUGAUCAAUGCCAUUUUUACCCAGAGGUCAGCUGAACAGACGUUCUGUGGAGUCUGGAUAAGCCGGGCAGACGGGACUCAAUGCUUCUCCUCAUUCUAAGAUGAAGUUAUGGAAGUUUGCUGCCAUCGGCCUGAUUCUCUGUGGUGCUGCACUUCCUCUGCUCGUCCUUAAAACCGCUCCCUCUUCCCGAGCCCCGCCCCCUCCUCCCCACCGCAGAGCUUCAUCCUCAUCACUUUCACCUUCAUCAUCUUCAUUCACAACAAGCAAUUCGUCUACGGUUGGGGCAGGUGGGCGGCAACGGAGGGUCAGAUCAGCUGACGGAGGAAACUCUCUCGUAUCAGAAUUCAUGAAGAUGUUCCAGAGCUUCACAGAGGGCGAGCUGAAGCAGGUCAUUGGGACACUGGUGGAAAGAAAAGCCCGCAGAGAUGCCCAGAAGAGCAAGAGGACUAAACGGGCAAAAAAGCGAUCCAAACCCUGCUCGCUACAGGAGGUGGAGGUGACGGUCAGACAGCUGGGACUGGGAUACGAGAGUGAAGAGACUAUACUCUUCCAUUACUGCAGCGGAAAGUGCACAACUAGCCGCAAAAACUAUGACCUGGCGCUGGCGAAACUGAAGCACUCGCAGCUGCUAACAAGGGAACAGAAGGACAAAGCGCGCCACAGCCCCUGCUGUCGGCCCACCGCAUAUGAGGAGGACAUCUCCUUCCUCGAUAACUUCAACAAAUACCACACAAUCCAAGAGUUCUCGGCCAAAGCAUGUGGAUGUGUCUGACCUUGAGGGUCAAAACUCAUCGGAGUUCUCAAAACUUUUAAAAAACAUAACAUUAAUCAGACAUUAAUCUCUGAAAAAAAAACAGACCCUCGAUUCGGAGAAGAAAAUCUUCUGGGCUUAAAGCAGAAGAGGCGGAGCUUAUAUCUUGCAUCGCCUUCACGAAACAUACUCAGCUGACAGAUUCUCCUCAGAUACUUCUGCAAGUCCCGAUGAAGAGAAACCAAAAAUAUGUUAAGCAAAAAAAAUAUUCUCAUGUUCAGUCAUUGCUAAUGAGAUGCUGCUGUAUAUCUCGUUUCUAUUGCCUUCGUGGGUCGAUUUCAAAUAGCUUGAAAUGUUGGGUGGAUGCUCAGAGCUUCAAUGUCGAAAACCUCUAGAAAAUUCAUUCAGGCUUCAGUAAACAAAGCAAGUGCACAAAGGCACACCCAAUGCUGAACAAAACUUCCUCAUUGUGUAACUGGGCUGUAAAUGAUCCCAGCAGCUCUGGAAGGUUUCAUCUCUGACAUUUCAAAAGGCAAGACAUUCCCACAAAUCAAAUUCAAACAGACAUUAUACUAAACAUCUACCUCAGCUUUGCUAUAGUCAACAUGGUAAAAGAAAACCCAAUAUUUGAUCCAAAUAUUGACUUUUAUUAAAUGUUAUAAUAAUCAAACAAAAAGUCUUCUAAAGGAUGGAUUUCAAAACGCUAGGUAUCGCAAACUGGUUUCAAGUCGUUCCAAACACAACUAUGUCACAUCCUGUGAAAUCUGUCAAAUCCGAUUGGCCAAAAUAUGCAGACAGGUUAUGAUUUUUUUGGCAAAAAAAUCUGACCAAAAGUAGUAUAUUCCAACCUUCAUAACAUGAUGAAUUGGAAUGUAUAAAUGGUUCAAAUUCCAUGCAUUUAUGAAACAAUACUACAAUGUCCAAAACAAUACUACUAUGCUUUUUUGGCAAAUUGGUGAUUUAUACUCACUCGUAUGCUUUCACACAAUCUGCUCAUGCCCAAGUGAUGGUUACAUUUAGGGGUUAUUUACAUUCAUUCUUAUUAUUUUGCGACAAAUCAUACAUUUUUGUACUUCACAUUGUGUGAAUUCAUAUGAAAUCGCCACCUUGUAAAAUAGAUAGGGUUGCAGUGUCUCCACAAGGUUCUCCGAAUCUUCCAGUCAGGUUCUAUACAGAGAGAAAUUUGUUCAAUUUUUGUGCAUCAAUAAUAUCCAAAUUGUGCUUUGCCCAAAUUAUGCUCCUAAAGUCAAUUUGCACUGCUCUUCAGAGAAAAAUGUAUUUCAUACUUCUAGAUCCUUGUAAAUGGACUGAACUUGAAGGCAACCUCUCGGCAGCAGCCGGUGUCAGUCUUCCCUUAGUUAACCUGACCAAAUCUACUUUAUUUGUGUAAAUCCUAUAACAGAAGAGUCUAAUCCACUUUAGCUCCUGUCAAGCCUUGGCCAAAAAUACAGAGAACUAAAGAGGGAAGAACCUACCUGCACAAGCAUUGAAUAAGUCUCUAAAUAAAAUCGUGUCCUGAUUUUAGCUCUAAACUCCACCAAAAUAAUCUCAGGCAUUAAACAAGCACAGAUACUAGAGAAACUAACUCCUCGUUUCGACUUUCUGUAGUCAAUCAUGUUUGCUUUGACAUGAAAAGAACUCUUUAAAAUAAUAUUAUAUAAUACUAUACUUAGUGGAUUACAAGUGCAGUAAGACACGUACACGUGAUGUCAACAGACUGCGAAAGUAAUUGCAUGCAAUAUUAACUGGAAAAAGAAUUUGGAAUACAAAUGAAAUACGAUGAAUCGAGUGUUGAAAACACUGUCUUGUGCUCAGGAAGCAGACGAGUGUCCCUUCAAGCCACAUGUAAGUCUGAUCAGUUCAUCAGCACUGAUGUAAUUACAGGAGAAGACUUAAGCCUGGCCUUUAAACUCAAAAACCAUGAGCUUGCAAAGGUGUGCAGACUUUGUGCUACUAUAACGACUCUUUUGAUUUCAUUUUGUAUAUAUAUUUUCACAUACAGACAAAAAAUAUAUAAAACCAAAUAGAAGAUUUAUGCAAUACACUAAUACAGUAAUGUGCAUGUAUAUGGUUGUAAGAAUCUAUUAGCAUGCUAAACUAGAACAAUAGAAUCUAAUUUCACAUUCAUAAUCCAAAACCAUAUGCAAAAAAAAAAAAAUGUUUCAUGGACGAUUUUCAGCAUGAUAUUGCUUUUAUGCAAUUAAUAGUUCACCCAAAAAAUGAAAACUCUGUCAUUAUUUACUCACCCUAAAUGUUGUUCCACAACUGCAUGACUUUCUCUCUUCUGUGGAACAUAGAAGAUAUUUAGAAUUUUUUUAGAAAAUACAUUUCUUGGGAUAUUUCUAAAAUAUCUUCUUCUAUGAUGAAAGCAUUCUCAUUUUCAAGUGAACUAUACUUUUAACUGAUAUUUCAGAUUAAUUAUGGCUAUCUUUAUACUGAUACACCUAAAAACAGAACCAUUUAAAUUGACUGUUCUGCUACAUUGUUACAAACAAAAAUAUAAGCGUCUGGUCUGAUAAAAAUAGCUUGCUGAUGUAUUUGCUGCACAGUUAUACUUUUUUAGGUGAACAAAUAUUUCCAAAUGAUGUCAAGCGAAGUUAACAAAACAUCAACACUCCUGUCAAAUAGAAAUGGUGCUGUAUAUCCAUUCAUAUCUAAAUCUGUCACUCUGUGGUUAAUCGUAUUUGUUCUUUUACUUUUUC